Molecule: messenger RNA, 1506 nt
Organism: Condylura cristata (star-nosed mole)
Lineage: Eukaryota; Metazoa; Chordata; Mammalia; Eulipotyphla; Talpidae
Gene: KCNN3
Product: potassium channel, calcium activated intermediate/small conductance subfamily N alpha, member 3
Exons: 7
Coding region: 1-1260 (419 amino acids)
Biological process (GO): potassium ion transmembrane transport
Cellular component (GO): neuron projection; neuronal cell body; plasma membrane
Molecular function (GO): small conductance calcium-activated potassium channel activity; calmodulin binding
Source: RefSeq, a predicted model, not a curated record
AUGCUUGUUGACGGGACAGUGGAGGAUGCAUUUGGCCCAGACCAUGAGGCGAGAGAGACAGAGUCAAGGGACCCCUCAGUCCCUAAUCUCCCUCUCUUCGUGAUUGACAAUGGUGCGGACGACUGGCGGAUAGCCAUGACCUACGAACGCAUCCUCUACAUCAGCCUGGAGAUGCUGGUGUGCGCCAUCCACCCCAUCCCCGGCGAAUACAAGUUCUUCUGGACGGCGCGCCUGGCCUUUUCCUACACGCCCUCGCGGGCGGAGGCUGACGUGGACAUCAUCUUGUCCAUCCCCAUGUUCUUGCGCCUGUACCUGAUCGCCCGCGUCAUGCUGCUUCACAGCAAGCUCUUCACCGAUGCCUCGUCCCGCAGCAUUGGGGCCCUCAACAAGAUCAACUUCAAUACCCGCUUCGUCAUGAAGACCCUCAUGACCAUCUGCCCGGGCACCGUGCUGCUGGUGUUCAGCAUCUCGCUCUGGAUCAUCGCUGCCUGGACGGUCCGCGUUUGUGAAAGGUACCAUGACCAGCAGGAUGUAACUAGUAACUUUCUGGGUGCCAUGUGGCUCAUCUCCAUCACAUUCCUUUCCAUUGGUUAUGGAGACAUGGUGCCUCACACGUACUGUGGGAAAGGUGUCUGUCUCCUCACGGGCAUCAUGGGUGCAGGCUGCACUGCCCUCGUGGUGGCCGUGGUGGCCCGGAAGCUGGAACUCACCAAAGCCGAGAAGCAUGUGCACAACUUCAUGAUGGACACUCAGCUCACCAAACGGAUCAAGAAUGCUGCAGCCAAUGUCCUUCGGGAAACGUGGCUAAUCUAUAAACACACAAAGCUACUAAAGAAGAUUGACCACGCCAAAGUCAGGAAGCACCAGAGGAAGUUCCUCCAGGCUAUCCACCAACUAAGGAGUGUCAAGAUGGAGCAGAGGAAGCUGAGUGACCAAGCCAACACGCUGGUGGACCUAUCCAAGAUGCAGAACGUCAUGUAUGACUUGAUCACAGAACUCAACGAUAGGAGCGAAGACCUGGAGAAGCAAAUCGGCAGCCUGGAGUCCAAGCUGGAGCAUCUCACUGCUAGCUUCAACUCCCUGCCCCUGCUCGUCGCCGAGACCCUGCGCCAGCAACAGCAGCAGCUCCUGUCUGCCAUCAUCGAGGCCCGGGGCGUCAGUGUGGCGGUGGGCACCACCCACACCCCACUCUCCGACAGCCCGAUUGGGGUCAGCUCCACCUCCUUCCCCACCCCAUACACAAGUUCAAGCAGUUGCUAAAUAAAACUCCCCACUCCAGAAGCAUUACCCAUAGGUCUUAAGAUGCAAAUCAACUCUCCCCUGGUCACUUUGCCAUCAAGGAACAUUCAGACCAGGGGACAGAAGGAAGAGAGACCACGCUAAUUAACUAAUUCGUGUUCACUCAGCGUGCUUGGUUCGAUAUGCCUUGAAACCAGAAAUCUAAUCUCUGUUUAGGUGCCUCUACUUGGGAGCGGGAAGAGGAGAUGACAGGAAGCGUCGCCUCUG